Populus trichocarpa (black cottonwood) is the source of this 1903-nucleotide messenger RNA. Its product is annotated as probable apyrase 6. The transcript is spliced from 8 exons. Gene Ontology annotation, biological process: nucleoside diphosphate catabolic process. The record is from RefSeq and is a predicted model, not a curated record. Gene Ontology annotation, molecular function: nucleoside diphosphate phosphatase activity. NCBI's taxonomy places the organism in Eukaryota, Viridiplantae, Streptophyta, Magnoliopsida, Malpighiales, Salicaceae. Bases 37 to 1806 code for a protein of 589 amino acids. Gene Ontology annotation, cellular component: membrane.
GGUCCGCCUCUGAGCGCGGGUUCCUAGUUGACAUCCAUGGGCAGUCCUGCAUGCACUUCCCUUAGCUCAACCCUCACUUUCUCGCCCCAACAAAUCCCACCAACAAAUGUAACAAAAAAAGAAACCACAAGUCUCCCUCUAUUCUCUCCUUUCCAAGCCCCGGAACACAAAGGUGUCAUGGAUUUCUCAGCCCUUCAGGCCAGACCUUCCACAGCGGCCUACUUCCCACUCCACCGGACCCAAUUACACCCACGCAUGCACUCUUUCUCUUCGCCCUACCCACCACAGCAACAAAGCACCAAAUCCCAAAAAACCCACAAAUUGUUAGCCCUUUUAGCCACCCUUUUGACCAUCCCUUUCCUUUUUUACCUUUUUUCUACUGCCCGAAAGAUCCACCAUUCCUCCAAAUUUUCCAACCCUAAUACCCGUUCUUUUAGUGUUGUUAUUGAUUCGGGCCGGGCCGGGUGUAGAGUGCGGGUCUAUCAGUUGUUGGGGGAGGGGAAUUUAGGUUUUAGUAAUGGGCAGUUGCCAUUGGUUACUGGGUCAAUGAAGGUGAGGCCUGGAUUGGCUGGGUUUGCGGAGGACCCGGAUAAUGCGGGUGGGUUGAUUGAGGGCUUGGUUGAGUUUGCAAAAAAGAGAGUUCCGAGGAGGGACUGGGGGAAUGCCGGGGUGCAGUUGAUGGUUAGGGGUGAGGAAAUGGUGGGGUUGGAAGGGAAGUUGAAAGAGAGGAUUCUGGAGGUGUGUAGGAAGGUUUUGAGAGGGUCUGGGCUUGCAUUUAAGGACGAAUGGGCGCGUGUUAUUGAAGAAGAAGAAAGGGGUGUUUAUUCCUGGGUUGCUGUUAACUAUGUUCAUGGAACCAUGGGAAGUGAACCUCACAAAACUACUGGGAUGGUUGAGCUUGGUGGCAAUUCUUUGCAGAUUACAUUUGCCUCAAGAGAAGCAGCACAAGUGCAAUCUUCACGAAGGAUAAAACUGGCUGGAGUUGCUUACAACCUUCAGGCACAAAGCUUACCAAAAUUUGGCCAGGACACAGCAUGGGAAUCACUGCAUGAAUGGCACAGCUCAAGAGAUAUGAGCUCAUCGUCGGUUUAUAGGGAUGGAUUUGUUGGUAACCCUUGCAUUCCCAAAGGAUAUGAGGUGGCAUAUAAUAUAAGUGACCCAAAGCUUCUGCUGUCUCAUGGAGCUGGAAACUUUACUGCAUGCAGGCUUGAAGUUUUGGCAUUGUUGAAGAGCAGACAAGAGAAAUGCUUGCGUCCUCCUUGUAACAUUGUCUCCCCUUUUUUCAUGGAGCUACAAAGCAAGCCUGUUUCUCAAAACAACGUGUUCUAUGCUUCCGAGUUUUUUGGACUGGUUCCUAGGGUUUCUUUGUUUGAACUAGAGGCAGCUGGGAAACACUACUGUGAAGAUGACUGGGAUAAACUGAAAGAUCAGCAUCAUAGCAUCGAUGAUUUGGAUCUGUUGAGAUAUUGUUUCUCUUCUGCCUACACAGUAGCUCUGCUGCACGACAGCCUUGGAGUAUCAAUGAAUGAUAAAAGGAUUGGAUUUGCAAAUAAUACUGAAAGUGUUCCUUUUGACUGGACUCUUGGUGCUUUAAUCUUUCAAUCAAUGCUGGAGCCCCUUGAAUCGGAAAUCAAUAACCUUGAUGAGAUUGUUGGAGAUGAGUCAGUGACGUAUUUCUCAUUAUUUGCUGUUCUUUUAAUAGCUUUGCUCGCAGCAUUUUUUGUAUUACAAUUGCGAAAACCACAGUUGAAAACAAUAUAUGAUCUAGAAAAGGGCCGAUAUAUAGUAACUCGUGUGCCCAGAUAAUUUUGUCCCUCACCCAAUGUUCUUGUUCAUGCAAGAAUAAUUUGUAAAUUCUGCUGUAUCUUUCUGAAUUCUAUCAAUAAUGUCUAAAAUUCAUGCA